CAGGGACUCGGCGUUACUCCAGGCUUCCCAGCCCAACCUCUCACACACGUCUUAUACACCUCUCUCCCUCCUGUUUGCCUUCACAGCUGGUGUCCCUCCACAUUGCAGACACAGAUUUAAAGAUGUCUUGGACAUAUGCAACCCUCCUGGCUCUCCUCUCUGUGCUUCUGGCACUUUCCCUGUCUCCACAGGCCGACUCUGCAGCCGUGUCCAGCAGCGCAACCAGCGCUAAAGACCCUCAAGGUCCGCUGAGGAGGAUCUUCAUGAAAGAGGCCGAUGCCUCAGACUUCUUCAGGAGACGCAGCAGACGGGCUGUGAAGUCCCAGGAUGAAAUGGACGCCGAGCAGCGGCAGGUCCUGGCUGCAGACGAACGCAGGCGGGAGUUUCACGAGGACCGGAGGGAUGACUUCGAGAACAACAACGAGGAGCAGGAUGACGAGCAAGACGAGAGGAGCAGAGAGAGCACCGAGCAGUGGAGGCAGUUCCACCACGACGGGAUGGAUCCUUCCCACGGCUAGAACCGCCACUCCACCUGAGACGCCCCUGGGAGGAGACGGGCCAGGCUUGGAAACAAAGAUAAAUACCCUUAGUUAUGGGUUUCUUUCUGCAUAAAUCAUAUUACAAAAUUAGAGAGAAGUAGAGGAGUAUAAAGAUUAAAUAUGGUACGAAAAUACUACCAAAAAAGUUGCUACAAGUUUCCUUUACAAAUUUAUUUACAUUUAUUAUACUUGUAUUACUUUCUUUUUUCUGUUUAACAAGCAUUUGUGUUUAGAUUUGAUUAUUAAUCAAUGAAUAAAAUAAACAAAAUAAAAUAGAAACAUUGUGAACACAUUUUACAAAGCUGACUGGCGCAAUUCAUCAUAAAAUGAACACAAUACAAUGCAAAAAAAAAAAGGUUGUUUCAUUAGUUAGUUUAAAGUUGAAUUUUUCUGUAAAAACACAAACUGAAAAAUGUACAGAUUUUCACUUGAUCCUCAAAUAUUUAGAGAACCCCGUUUAACAAACAGGACUUUUUUGUCUUUCUUUCAGGGUGGAAGUGGGUGACAGAAGCAUGAAAAGCUUCUAAAGCAGGAAUUUCUGCAACCAAAAUGUCCCAGUAACUGUAAAUAAAUCCUGGAAGGAAGAAUUUAACCUGAAUCUCAUCCACAGCAGCUUCAGUUAUGUGGUAGUUUGGUGUUGACGCAGCAAAACAUGUCCAAACCAUGAUACUACCGCUACCUUAUUUCUCACAUGUGAUAAAGUCCAAAUGCUGAAAUGAAAUGUC
This is a messenger RNA of Cololabis saira (Pacific saury), 1264 nucleotides long. RefSeq names its product upper zone of growth plate and cartilage matrix associated b (gene ucmab). The transcript has 5 exons. The coding region runs from base 123 to 518 and encodes 131 amino acids. Gene Ontology annotation, cellular component: extracellular matrix. Lineage: Eukaryota; Metazoa; Chordata; Actinopteri; Beloniformes; Belonidae. The record is from RefSeq and is a predicted model, not a curated record. Gene Ontology annotation, biological process: embryonic skeletal system development; regulation of osteoblast differentiation.